UUCUGCACUACUACUAGCACAACUUUCAAUUUCUCUAUCGCUUGGUUUCGUUUUUAGGGCAAAUUAAAAAUUUUAAAACCCCCCCAAAAAUUGGCUUCUUUUUGACUCUCAAACCCAAACCCGAACCCACACAAAAGAUCUAAUUUAGCAAUUUUAUAUAUUAUUUACCCAAUCGCUCAUCUUAUUUCAGGGCAAGAUACUGUGGAAAGAGUUUUUUUACCAGUCUAUACCUUUGAUUGAAGACGAAAUACAGCUGCUUCUAAGCGAGGAAUGAUCUUUCCUUAACCUUUUGACGUUUAUGCAAUGUCGGGGUUACUUAAUUCUUCUCUAAACAGUUCUGCAUCAAAUCUUCCAGACAGUACUGGACGUUCUUUUGCUUCAUCUUUCUCUGGCCAGUCUGGUGCAGCAUCACCUGUUUUUCAUCAUACUGGAACCCUUCAAGGGCUGCAUAAUAUCCAUGGGAGCUUUAAUGUCCCCAACAUGCCAGGUACUUUAACAUCAAGAAACUCUUCACUCAAUAAUGUUCCUUCUGGUGGUGUUCAACAACCUACUGGGAGCCUCUCUAGCGGGCGGUUUGCAUCCAAUAAUAUGCCUGUUGCUCUUUCUCAGUUAUCGCACGGAAGCUCUCAUGGCCAUUCAGGAGUUGGGAACAGAGGAGGUAUAAGUGUUGUAGGAAAUCCUGGAUUUAGUAAUAAUACAAAUGGAGUUGGUGCUUCUAUUCCUGGAAUUCUUCCAACCUCUGCUGGAAUUGGUAACCGGAAUGUUGUUCCAGGAUUGGGAGUAUCCCCGAUUUUGGGAAAUGCAGGUCCUCGUAUCACAAGUUCAAUGGGUAACAUGGUUGGUGGGGGAAACAUAGGAAGGAGCAUAAGCUCGGGAGCAGGAUUGUCUGUUCCUGCUCUGGCAUCUCGACUAAAUCUAACUGCAAAUAGUGGAUCUGGAAGUUUAAGUAUGCAGGGACAAAAUCGAUUAAUGACGGGUGUUCUACCACAAGGAUCUCCACAGGUAAUUUCGAUGCUGGGAAAUUCUUAUUCUAGUGCCGGUGGCCCACUUUCGCAAAACCAUGUGCAAGCAGUGAACAAUCUCAGCUCCAUGGGGAUGUUGAACGAUAUGAAUGUUAAUGAUAAUUCCCCCUUUGACAUAAAUGAAUUCCCAGCGUUGAACAGUCGUCCUAAUUCUGCUGGAGGGCCUCAAGGACAAUUGGGUUCGUUGCGGAAACAAGGUCUUGGUCCUAUUGUUCAACAAAAUCAAGAAUUUAGCAUCCAGAAUGAAGAUUUUCCAGCAUUGCCAGGAUUUAAAGGUGGUAAUGCUGAUUAUACAAUGGAUAUACAUCAGAAAGAUCAACUGCAUGAUAGCACCAUGUCAAUGAUGCAAUCUCAGCACUUCCCUAUGAAUAGGUCCGCUGGAUUCAAUUUGGGGGGCAAUUUUCCAUCUUAUCGUCCGCAGCAGCAGCAACAACAUGCUCCUGCUGUUAGUAGUAGCGGCAUCUCGUUCUCAUCUGCAAACAAUCAAGAUCUUCUUCAUGGUUCAGACAUUUUUCCGUCUUCACAUUCAUCCUAUCACUCACAGACAAAUGGACCCCCAGGGAUUGGAUUGAGACCUCUAAACUCGCCAAAUACAGUUUCAGGUAUUGGAUCAUAUGACCAGUUCCUCCAGCAGUAUCAACAACACCAGAACCAGUCCCAGUUCCGACUACAGCAAAUGUCCGCAGUUAAUCAGCCAUAUAGGGAUCAAGGCGUGAAAUCUAUGCAGGCAGCACAAUCUGCUCCUGACCCAUUUGGGUUACUUGGGUUGUUAAGUGUUAUAAGGAUGAGCGACCCUGAUCUUACCUCCCUGGCUCUUGGAAUUGAUUUGACAACUCUUGGAUUAAAUUUGAAUUCAACGGAAAAUCUUCAUAAGACGUUUGGCUCUCCAUGGUCUGAUGAGCCUGCUAAGGGCGAUCCUGAAUUUAACGUGCCACAAUGCUAUUAUGCUAAACAACCUCCUCCUCUACAUCAAGGCUACUUUUCAAAGUUCACAGUGGAAACUUUAUUUUAUAUAUUUUACAGCAUGCCUAAGGAUGAGGCCCAGUUACAUGCUGCUAAUGAACUUUAUAACCGAGGUUGGUUUUAUCACAAAGAGCACCGGUUAUGGUUCAUAAGAGUUGCUAAUGUAGAGCCACUUGUUAAGUCAAAUACGUAUGAGAGAGGAUCUUUCCACUGUUUCGAUCCAAACACAUUUGAAAUAAUCCGGAAGGAUAAUUUUGUUGUUCAUUACGAGGCAUUGGAAAAAAGACCGGUUCUACCUCAACAUUAACAACAAUUUCCAUUUACAAUGUAAAGUUUCAGUUAUGUACACUCAUUCGUUAGAAUGUCGGUCAGUUUGCAGCAUUAAUGGUACUCGACUUUAUAAUUUUUAGCAAUUGUCUUGUCAA
Mercurialis annua (annual mercury) is the source of this 2410-nucleotide messenger RNA. Its product is annotated as probable NOT transcription complex subunit VIP2. The coding region runs from base 304 to 2292 and encodes 662 amino acids. The record is from RefSeq and is a predicted model, not a curated record. The transcript is spliced from 14 exons. Gene Ontology annotation, cellular component: CCR4-NOT core complex; P-body. Gene Ontology annotation, biological process: nuclear-transcribed mRNA poly(A) tail shortening; regulation of DNA-templated transcription. NCBI's taxonomy places the organism in Eukaryota, Viridiplantae, Streptophyta, Magnoliopsida, Malpighiales, Euphorbiaceae.